UUACGUCAUCCGAAAACUCAAAAAUCGAGUCAUAACAACAACAAAACAAUCCACUCCCACGACAAAAUCGAUCCAACAACUUUUCAGCCAUCAGGAAAAAAUUUCCCGUGAAAAAUGUCACAAGAAGUCGAAGACACACUAAAACGCAUCCAAUCGCACAAGGGCGUCGUCGGCACAAUUGUCGUCAACAACGAGGGCAUUCCGGUGAAAAGUACGCUCGAUAAUACGUCAACGGUGCAAUAUGCGGGUCUCCUCAGUCAAUUAUCGGACAAGGCACGCUCCGUGGUACGAGAUUUGGACCCGUCGAACGAUCUGACAUUCCUUCGUGUGCGUUCCAAGAAACACGAGAUCAUGGUAGCGCCCGACAAAGACUUCAUCCUUAUUGUGAUUCAGAACCCCACGGAUUAGAUUUGAACAUUUUUUCGAAAAAAAAAUUUUUUUUUGGAUCCUUGAUGGAUGAAACUCACUAAUUUGUAUUAUUAUUUAAGAAAAUAUCGAUUUUUUUCGCAUUAAAAUCAUAAAAAAUUAAUUUUGAAAAAAAUAAAUU
This is a messenger RNA of Culicoides brevitarsis, 547 nucleotides long. RefSeq names its product dynein light chain roadblock-type 2 (gene robl). Gene Ontology annotation, molecular function: dynein intermediate chain binding. Gene Ontology annotation, biological process: microtubule-based movement. The record is from RefSeq and is a predicted model, not a curated record. Lineage: Eukaryota; Metazoa; Arthropoda; Insecta; Diptera; Ceratopogonidae. The coding region runs from base 115 to 408 and encodes 97 amino acids. The transcript has a single exon. Gene Ontology annotation, cellular component: cytoplasm; centrosome; cytoplasmic dynein complex.